Anguilla rostrata (American eel) is the source of this 4742-nucleotide messenger RNA. RefSeq names its product myotubularin related protein 1a (gene mtmr1a). Gene Ontology annotation, cellular component: membrane; cytoplasm. Bases 265 to 2373 code for a protein of 702 amino acids. The transcript is spliced from 18 exons. Gene Ontology annotation, molecular function: phosphatidylinositol-3-phosphate phosphatase activity; phosphatidylinositol-3,5-bisphosphate 3-phosphatase activity. Gene Ontology annotation, biological process: phosphatidylinositol dephosphorylation. The record is from RefSeq and is a predicted model, not a curated record. Lineage: Eukaryota; Metazoa; Chordata; Actinopteri; Anguilliformes; Anguillidae.
UGGAAGAGAGAGUGCGUAGAAUGGCUGCGUCUAGCCGUAGUGUUUCAGAGUCAGCAAUAGAACCACUGAACUGCUAGCCACAAGCACAGGAAGCGCACGCACCACAAGCGCUGAGUUUCUGCCAAAAAACUAAAUUGGGUGGGAGGAGGGGAAAAGAAACAGCGCAAGGACUUCCUGAAAACGUCAGUUGUGUAGGGGUCAAUCCAGAGUUAUCGGCUAAGAAAAACAAACAAAACAUUAAGAGGAAGGAAUCUGGGGGAAAAAAUGGAAAAGCAGUCGAGCGCAGGCGGCUACGGAGCCGAUGGUCUUGCACACCCAGGGGUUCCUAGCAGAAAGCCUCCCCGACCUCAAGGAAGUAACGGUGGAUCUAGACAGCCGAGCUUUGAAGCUUUGGACAGCCCAACGGGAUCACACGUGGAAUGGUGUAAACAGCUUAUCGCAGCCACCAUCUCCAGCCAGAUCUCCGGCCCUGUCCCCCUAGACCCGGUGUCCCGUGAUUUUAAGGUUGGAAGGAGGACAGAUCUAAGGGUGUCCAAGAGGCCAGAUCUGAGGUCCCAGGACUCUGGUGACGGGGCGAAUGGCUUUCACUUGGACAGCGACAGUGAGCGCGCUCCUCACACCGCGGCGCUGAGAGACGGGAACAAGCAGGCCCAGAUGGAAGAGGCACCGCUGGUCCCUGGGGAGUCCAUUAAAGCCAUCGCUAAAGAUGUGAUGUACAUCUGCCCAUUUACUGGGGCUGUAAGUGGUACACUGACGGUUACAGACUACAAGCUGUACUUCAAGAGCCUGGAGCGGGACCCCCCCUUCAUCCUGGACGUGAACCUGGGGGCCAUCAGCCGCCUGGAGGCCAUCGGGGUGCAGAGCCAUGGGGAGAACACACGGGGCAUGGAGAUCGUGUGCAAGGACAUGAGGAACCCCAGGUUCGCCUAUAAGAAGGAGGAACAAAGUAAACUGGAAAUCUUCGAGAUGCUGACCAAGCAUGCCUUCCCCCUCUCCAAUGACCUGCCUCUGUUCGCCUUCCUGUACAAGGAGCCGUUCCCGGAGGAUGGGUGGAAAGUGUACGACCCUGCUGCAGAGUACAAACGAAUGGGCCUGCCCAAUGAGAGCUGGACCAUCAGUAAGAUCAACAGCAGCUAUGAGCUGUGUGACACGUACCCGGCCCUGUUGGUGGUGCCCACCAGCAUUAAGGAUGACGAGCUGAGGAGGGUGGCCUCAUUCAGAGCCAAGCACCGCAUCCCUGUGCUCUCCUGGAUCCACCCGGAGACGCAGGCCACCAUCAUACGCUGCAGCCAGCCCCUGGUCGGCCCCACGGACCGCCGCUGCAAGGAUGAUGAGCGCUACCUGCAGACCAUCAUGGACGCCAACGCGCAGUCGCACAAGCUCACCGUCUUCGACGCCCGGCAGAACAGCAUGGCAGAAACCAACAAGGCCAAGGACGGGGGCUACGAGAGCGAGAGCUUUUACCCAAACGUGGAGCUCAACUUCCUGGAGAUCCCCAACAUGCAUGUCAUGCGGGAGUCUCUGCGGAAGCUGAAGGAGGUGGUGUACCCCACCAUCGACGAAGCACAUUGGCUCUCCUCUGUGGAUUCCACGCACUGGCUGGAGUACAUCAGGCUGCUCUUGGCUGGAGCGGUGCGGAUCGCGGAUAAGCUGGAGUCCGGGAAGACGUCUGUGGUGGUGCACUGCAGCGACGGCUGGGACCGCACGGCCCAGCUCACCUCUCUGGCCAUGCUGAUGCUGGACAGCUACUACCGCACGCUGAGGGGCUUCCAGGUUCUGCUGGAGAAGGAGUGGGUCAGCUUCGGACACAAGUUCGCCGCGCGCGUGGGACACGGGGAUGAGAACCACGCCAACUCGGAGCGCUCUCCCCUCUUCGUGCAGUUCAUAGACUGCGUCUGGCAGAUGAUGCGUCAGUUUCCUGCUGCCUUCGAGUUCAACGAGCUUUUCCUCAUCACAAUCCUGGACCACCUCUUCAGCUGCCUGUUUGGUACAUUCCUGUACAACAGUGAGCAGGAGCGAGUUAGCAAGGAGGUGCCGAGUAAGACCGUCUCCCUGUGGUCCUCCAUCAACAGCCAAGCGGAGGACUUCACCAACCCCUUCUACAUCAACUAUGAGGACCACGUGCUGUACCCCGUCGCCAGCCUGCGCCACCUGGAGCUGUGGGUCAGCUACUACGUCCGCUGGAACCCCCGCAUGAGGCCACAGAUGCCAGUGCACCAGAGCCUGAAGGAGAUGCUGGUUCUGAAGGCGGAGCUACAGAGGAGGGUGGAUGAACUGCAGAGGGAAGCGUCUUCAUCACGCUCCAUCUCCUCUUCCUCGGACCACGCCUCUUCGCCCUCCCACGGUGGCACGCCCUUGCACACUGCUGUAUAAACAUUGACAUAUGUGUGUGUUUGCACACAUACACACACACACACACACACACGAAAACACAGUGAACACAAUGUACGUGCGCAAUUUAAUUUGCGCUCGAUAGGCGUCUGAAAUUAUAUAUAUUUUUUCAAUUGAACUUUGAUCAACUUAUUGAAAGUUGUACUGAUGCAUUAUUCCUACAGGUAAAAAGGAAUAGGUUAUAUUUAUAUUAAUUGAUGCGUUUGAAUAAAACCAUUUCAAAUUGUUAUUUAACACCGUCUUCCUGACAUGUAAAUAUGAAUAGAAUAGAUGAAUAUAUUUGUACUUCUAUGGACAAAAAUGACCUGCAGAAUAACUGAAUCCUGCAGAAGGACGUGUGCUUAUAAUCAAGUUUAAAAGUCACCAAACCAUGGAAAAGGGAUUUUCAAAAUUCUAUUAUUUUCAUUUUGGAUAGAUUGCUACCUGAAAUAACUUUGUUAUUUAAGCAUGUUUAGUGCAGCAAACCGAUAGUUAAGAUUUAAAAAAUAAUCUGACAUGCAAACACAAAGACACAGAUAUGUACAAAUCGCUGUCGCUGAUACAAACAAGUGGACACUUUGUAUCCUGUAAAACACUUUGUUGGUGUUCAUCUCCAGUGGAAGUUUAUUCUUUUUUGACUGGAUUAUCUGGUAGGAUGCACACAGCAGAGUGUAGUGAGGGACAGUUUUUUUUUGGGCGGGGGUGGUUCUUGAAGAAGGUCCCCAGAUGUGCUUUAAUCACACACCGAUCUGCUUCCAAGUACCACCCCCAACCGCCCACCCCCCCGGCCCAAAUACAGGAGACAGACAGUACAGUAAUACAAUAUACUUCUGCUGAAGUCAUGAUAUCACACUCUCUGUAUCAUAUCUGCCAUGCAUUCUCUGUUCAAAAUCUUAUUGACUGUGCAUUCUGGGUACUAUUGUGACUGCAUAAUCUGUUUUUAGCGUUCUCAGUGCUAGUUCUUGCCAUUUUAUAUUAUAGUGCGAAAGUCCAAACAAUGUUUAAUGUGUGUGUGCUUACCUUUUUUUGAUGGUUCUCAAGGAAAGGAGUGAAUAUUUUAUGUGUCUGGGUCAGCCAUAACCCUCUUCAGUAUUUUGCUUAUUUGUUCCACAACGUUAGCAGCCGUAUGUUGGCACAGACACCAGCAUUCUCUAUCAGGUGGAGUGUGAGCUGUUCAUCAUGACCUGGUUGAAUCACCUGUGUAAAACGCAGCCUUGCUGCGGUUAUAAGGGUAAAUCAUAUGUCCUGUACUUUGCUUUAUGAUGCCACUAGACCAUGGUACAACCAGGCCGGGGGCGUAAAUGAAUUUUUUUGUAUUAUACCAGCGUAUGAAGGAGUUUCAGAUAUGGAGGUGCUGUUCAAAUGUGUUUUCAUUUUCACACUUGGUUGCCAGCGCAUUAAUCCAAGUCAUUCUCAGUGUUCUACCGUUGCCACAGUGUGUUUGGAGAGCCCCCUGACGGCUUUGUGAACAGGCCUGUUAUUGUAGAUCUGUUCUCCUUUUUCAUUUCAAUAGCAACCAGAAAUCUCCAGGUAUAUAUUCUAAUGGAACUUGUUAAAUUUUACCUAUUGAUAAUAGUCACUAAUUGUGAAUUGUUUUGAGUUAUUUGAAAAUGUAGAUACAAGAAUGUGUAUGUAUUUCACAUUUGUAAUAUGAGAAUGAUGUUUUGAUGAGUUGAUUUUAAUUUUUUCCCCCCAUUGAUCAAGACAGAUGCUGAUACGUUGAGAAGUGAAUGACCAGCUUGUACAUUGUGGUUUUUCAUGAGCAAGUCACUUUAUAACAAUGUGUCAUAUGUCUUUGUUUCCGAUCCCUUUGUACACAACAAAAUUAGUGUUUAUCCUGUUAUUUCCCUGGAUAUAGGCAUGCACUUGUUGAGAUUUUUAAAAAUAGUUGUAUUCAUCCAUUCAACUGUGAAGUGCUUAAAUUUUAUGUUGUUUUUAAUAAGUGGUGUAUUUUAAUUAGGCCUUAAUGUUAUUGGAUCAUUUCUCAUCCAAGGUAAUGGCCAUUCAUUUGAUAAAUGGCAGUAAUUUCAAUAACUGGUAUGUGAAAACAAACUCAAAUCGCCAUAUUCACAGUGCCUGUGGUGCUUGAUUUUAAUUGUGGUGUUAAUUUAGUCUAUUACCUUCUCCAUUAUGUGAUGGUCCUCUAAGGUGUAAGUGUAACACCCGGCUUGCAUAGAUGUCAAAUCAAUGUGCUUCUGUAUACAUGUGAUUUCCGCUUUCUGUUGCUUUUUUACUGGUACGUGUUUAUAUUAGGGGUGUCUUGUAGUCUCUCCCUGGUGUAUUUAUGGUGUGAUAUGAAGUCCAUGUGCCAUUCCUUUUACAAAUUUCUGAAGACUUCAAAUAUUCCUUCAAAUAAAAAUGAAAUAAAAAGA